Molecule: messenger RNA, 309 nt
Organism: Monascus purpureus
Lineage: Eukaryota; Fungi; Ascomycota; Eurotiomycetes; Eurotiales; Aspergillaceae
Source: the annotation of a GenBank genome assembly
AUGAUCUACACUCCAUCUGCCUCCCCGAAGAUCCCCCAUCGUCCCCGUCUCCCUCCAAUGCAUCAAGCCCCUAAAGUAGGCCCAGUGGGACGAUGGUACCUCCCUGCAAUGGCUGUCGUGGCACUUGGAUUCGGGGUGACAAACUACGUCCAAGCCCAGAAGGAAAGACGUCUCGCAGAGCUCUUCGCAGAAGAAGAACGCAUCAAGCGGAACCAACAACUCAUGGACGCAUACGGAGACAAGAGCAGCUUGAAAGAUGUGGAGCAUGCACUUGAGAUGGUAUCGUUUUACUGGGAUCUGUUGUCUUGA